AUGUCCUGGUAUUCAUCCUGGAUCCCAGGUUUACCUAGCUUCAACUUCUCCAUCCCUAGCGGUAUUCAAGGUCGCUUCCUAUCAUUCGUGCUGAAGAAGGCGUUAGGACACCUCCUCAAACCCGGUCAGCUCGAUUAUCAUCAAAUUGACUCUCAAAUCGGCUCGGGAUACGUGCAGGCUAUAAAUGCAUAUUUGGAUGGUCUUCCUAUUUCUCUACAUUCUGGAACGAUAUCGUUUAUCAAAGCCCGGAUUCCAUGGCCUAACCCUCUGGCCUCCACAUUGGGCUUUUCGCUGAGGUCUCUGCAUCUCGUGUUCCACGUCAUCCCUCACAUUAAUCAAAAGGGUAGCGAAGGAAUUGAUUUAACAGAGUCUGUCGUCUCUGUCGCCGAAUCUUUCAUUCACCAGGAAUUAUCUUCGGGGGAAGAAGCCACUCUUUGGCAAUCGUUCCAUCACGAAGCCGCACUGCACUCCAGCUAUGACGAAGAUCACAGCAUUCCUGGCGGCCUUGACGUGCCAGCUUCGGCUGAAGAAACUUCUCACUCUUUGGAUUCUGAUCCAGCUGGAGUCUCGGUGUUUGCGAGUCUUAUUGAGCGUUUGCUGGCGAGAUUUGAGUUUGAUGUCCAAGAUGUCAAAAUUACUUUGGUACAUCCAGAUAACAUCAGUUUGACCUUGUUUCUGGAUGAUGUUCGGUAUCAUACUGACUCUCGUAUCAAAACGACUAUUUCAACGGCUCCUCCAGGUAGUCUGGUCGAAGGAGAAACUCGGACUCUAUCCGUCAACGGGUUGACUUUGUCUUCUCGCAAUCUUUCGUCUGCUUCCUCCCAUACCUUCUUCCAGUAUGUCACAAAAUCACCUGAACCUCGAUCGCCCAGCGUUGCGACAUCUCGGCCAAUUUCUCGCCGAUCUUCCCAGUCCUCUUUAGACGACGCUGCACAGUUUAUGAUGUCUCAGUCGCUCGCUGUGCUUCCACCAAGGCCACCAUCCUCAACGGGCUCAGUGUCCAGUAGUAUGUACGAAAGCGCCAUUUCCACAAUUUCUUCCCACAAAGAUCCGCAGGAAACCCUUCCAACUACUCUUACUGAUGCACAUAGUGACGUUGAGGAACAAGACACAGUAUUGGCUCCCGAUACAAAUGUGGACAAUGUCGAUGAGGUUCUCGUAUCAUUUGGACGUCAACCAAUCAAUUUUUCUCUGACGACACCUUCGCCCGUCACCGAACCACCAGAAGACGAUGAUAACCCAUUCAUAUCGUCAGCAGAUCCCAACCCUGGCGAGGAGCCACUUAGGCUUUCUGCAUCAAUCGGUGUUAUAGCUUGCGCAAUGAAACCUUGGCAAGUGGACGCACUGCUGCAACUGGGAAAGGUUAUAGUCCCCUCAGUCCCCUCCAAAAGUGUGUCGAGCAACGAUUCUGGUAACAGGGGCGAUUCGAGAAAUCAAUUUCCAUCUCUAAGGGUCAACGCACAAAUACGUGGAAUCGUCGUCAUCCUUGUCCCCCCUUCGCCCAAUGAGGUUGAUGUGACGGGAUAUUUUGAGAAGCCUAUGACACCUCCCUCGCUGAAGCAUGGCUGUAUACGACUACAUUUGGAUACAUUGUCGGCCUCCAUAAGGAUGGCUAACGUGGGGGUAGAAAAAUCAGCAUCGUCAACCUCAAAUCCCAUACCUACGGUACCGGAGACCAGGUCGACAGAUUUCACCAUUGCAGAUAUAUCUAUAUUCUUGUUCCGGGGAACAACGGGAUUUAAUGACGAGACAUUAUCCGCCUUUCCUCUCCUUCUAACCGAUCCUUAUCUGUCUUCUCAGUAUCCUCAUAGGCAUAUACAUCCCCAAUCAAAUGAAGGAUACCCUAUUCUACCCAACUUUGAGGUCAUUGACUGGACGAAUAAGGAAAGCCGGAGCUAUGGUACCAAAUUAUCAUUUUGGCGCUGCCAACAGAAAUAUAGUAAAUUUAAGGCUCAGACACUUGCAUCUCCCGGGAAGUUGAAGGAAUCGCAUGCGGGGCCGCUACCUGCUAUCAGGUUUCUCAGUCGAACCAAGGAAGAUACCGGUCGGGUGUCAAUAGACCAAACUACCGACAUUCAAAUUGCUCCUCUUAACAUUCGUAUCGACUUGGAGUGUCUUCUUCAACCAGGUGGUCCUUUGUCAUUUUUUGAAGCUUUGGUUCCUCAAACGCAGGAUGACCGUGACCAUGACUCUCUUUCGUCUGAAGACACUAUUGAGAAUGAUAUGCAUGCCUCUACAUGGAAUAUGGCAGCAAAGAGCAAAGUUGCAAAGGGACCAAACAUUUUCAAAACUCAUGAUCAGCAGCGAUCUAACAAGCCGGAUCUUACCAGAGACGGUAAUCAGUCACGCAUAACAAUCAAGUUCCCUCUAAUUCGACUGGCUGUCCGGUCCCCUCCUCCUCGAUUAAAUGCCCGCUCCGGCACUCUCGUUGUUGACUGGCAUAAUAUUAUAGUGCGGCAUGGCGCGCAUUCGCCUAGGGCAUCGGCCAGAUUUGCCAACGACAAUGAAAUCCCCUCACGCAAUCUCGAUUUUUCAGAAAAAGAUACCCUUCUCAAAAUUGAAUUUAGCAGACUGGUUAUAGCCUGCUCGAUGGUCGGAGCCACCACAGCCUUUACUUUUGCGUCUCUUGGCGCCCUCACAGAUCUAGAGACUGACAAUCCAGAGUAUCUUCCUUCUCAGUCCCCCCCUUCAUUACAGCCAACAAUCUACGUUAUCAAACCACCUCUUAGCCCGUCACGCGCAACGCCAACCUUCGCACUCAGUAUCGAUAUCCCUGCGGUUCAUGUCGAUCUUUCGAAGCAAGAGUUCGAUGCCUUGCAAUAUUGGGUGGAUGACCUAAGUCAGCUGUUAGAACGCCUAUCGGGUAGACUUAACAACGAGUCAUCAUCGUUUGCCGGAGAUAGCAAGGACGUGAGUCUCAUUGGAACAUUUGUUAGGGUUAUGAUCCCGCGCACUGAUUCUGAUAGCAUUGCUCCACGACCAUUUGACAUCAAAGCGUCAGACAUUGACGUUCUUGUGGAAUUAAAUCCUGACAACAAACAACAGACAAUCCUUACCCUUGGGGUGUCUGACUUAAUUAUGGAGAAUACCGACUUCGACGGAAAACUACAGAGAUCAACUAUCAAACUUCGAUUCUCGACAUCCACUAUGCCAAAUCUUAAUACUAAAGAGACUCGAAUCAAAUUAACUGUAUGCGGUUUCACGUACCGUUUCUAUCCAGAUGUUCGUUGGAUCUCUGACUUGGCUGUAUUUGCCAAAAAUCCUCCUGGGACAUUCGAAUCCGUCAUACCAAGCGACCGAACGCGUAUUUUUGUGAAGAUAGUCGAUGGCUCUGUCUGCCUUCUGGCACCACAGUAUCCUGGAUCCAUUGUGACCUAUUUGCAUGAAUUGGACUUCUCAACGGAUGUUGUGGGCGAUUCUCGGGACUCCUCGUUUCAUAUUUCAGCAACCUCCCUAGCGCUCCUUGCAAUAGACGACACCCAAGACCAGCGUGUACCCGAGUCCUCUAGAUCACCUCCGCAGGGGUUAUUAUCAUGGACAUCUGCGGGCUAUGCACUAGUAGCUGAAGUAGCGGAAUUGGAUACAAACGUCGUUAACCAACUCUCUACAUUUCCUUUAUGGAAGGUUGAUAUAAAUCGUAUCGUGCUCCGUCUGCACUUGUGUGCGGAUACUUUAACGGCUGUCACGGCUUUUGCACAAAACCUUGGGUCGGCUUUCAAAAGUUCAGAUCCACAACCACCAGCUUUACCGAAAGGGCCAGCUGUAGUUCACCAGAAACCACAACAAGAGGGACGCACACUCAUGUGUUCACAAGAUACUAAAAUCGGCGUCGCCGCAGCUUCUAUAGAGGACCUUGCAUUUAAGAAGGUUCCAGAUGUCGGUCCAGCCCCUGAUAUGAUUUACGACGAUCUACCCACCAAUCUUGAUUACCUCGACGAAUCUUUCGGCGCCGCCGCUGGCUUGAGAGAAAUGGUAGAUGAAGACUUGGAUGAAUUUGAUGAUCAAGAAAUUGAAAAUACUACUUCGUCGAAUGAUCCAAACGUUAUAUCAAAUAUUGGAGGGGAGACCAUCAAGAUUUUUGAUGCUGAAGGUCUUCACAUUGUCGAAGAUUACUUUCUAACAAUACCGCCCGAAAAGUCAAGUGGAAGUUCUUAUUUAUCUCAUAUGAUUACAAAGGCUGAUGUGAAUUUUAGCUCUGGUAAACCAGAUUUCAGCCUCAAGAUUCUCGAUAGUGACUUCACGUUAUUCUUAUACGACGGGUACGAUUGGGUCCAGACCAGACGAACUAUCGAAGAGGAAGUGAAGGAAAUGCGCAAACGGUUGGCCAAAAUACGCCAAUUAGUGGCCAAUGGACAAAUUCAAGAGCCAAUGAUGGAAGAUACAAGUGCUCUUCUCUACAAUUCAGUGCACAUUGGAUUGGAGGACGAUGAAGACCUUUUAGGCGAACCUUCUGCUUUGAUCGCCGCCAUUGACGAAGAGCUGAAAGACGACAUGGAUACAGCAAGUCAAAGCUCAUGGCAGUCGUUGAGACCUUCUAAUGCUGGCGGGAAAUCCAGAGCUCGGUCUCUACGCAUACAUGGGAAGAAAUUGACAAGGGCGAAAACACCAAGCAUGGAAUUUUGCCUUGCAGGAGUCAAUGCGGAAUUUGAUCAAUACCAGCCAGAAGACCCCCUUGUGUCAAGGGCUUUUGUGACAGUCAAGGACCUUGAAAUUUUGGACCACAUAAAGACAUCGACGUGGAAGAAGUUUUUGACGGAGCUUAGAUCGGACUCGAGGGGUAACAUACGAGAAACUGACUCACAUAUGGUACGAAUCGAACUUCGUACUGUUCGCCCUGUUUCCGGUAACUCUUCAGAAGAGGCUAGACUGAGAGCUAAGAUCCUCCCUCUGAGGCUAUACGUUGACCAAGACGCGGUCGAUUUUCUAAAGAAGUUCUUCAGCUUCAAAGACCCUCACGCGGUUCCCAGUGCUGAAUCGCAAUCCGAUGACAACGAAGCAUAUAUUCAAUUGGCUGAAAUAUUCCCUAUCGAUCUUAAACUAGACUAUAAGCCACGUCGAGUCGACUAUAGAGCAUUGAAGGAGGGAAGGACAAUUGAGCUGAUGAACUUCUUCCAUUUCGAUGGAGCAGAAAUGACGCUUCGCCAUAUCACUUUAACUGGUGUGACUGGAUGGCCAAAACUCUUUGAGAUGUUGAAUGACUUAUGGACGCCUGACGUGAAAGCCACACAACUUGUAGAGGUUAUUUCUGGAGUUGCCCCCAUUCGUUCCAUGGUUAAUGUUGGCUCCGGUGUCGCCGACCUUAUUCUGUUACCUAUCGCGCAAUACAAGAAAGACGGACGAAUUGUUCGCGGUAUGCAGAAGGGCGCUACCGCGUUUGUCAAAUCUACGGCAGUGGAAGCUAUCAGAAUGGGGGCCAAACUCGCCACGGGAACCCAGGUCGUUUUGGAGCAAGCAGAAGGCGUGUUAGGUGGUCAAUUUGAUACAUCGAUCACAGCAGAGCCUCUCCAAGUUCCAACAGGCGACGAGUUCAACUAUGAGAAUGAGGAAGAGGAAGUCCCCUCAGACCUGAUUUCCAAAUAUGCUUAUCAACGCACGGACCUCAGGGAAGGCGUGCAGUCAGCUUACAAGAGCCUCCAACGAAACCUAAGCUCUGCGGCACAGACUAUUUUGGCUGUUCCUAUGGAGGUUUACGAACGUUCUGGAAAUGAGGGUCCUGUGCGAUCUGUUGUCAGGGCAGUACCUAUUGCUGUCCUAAAGCCCAUGAUCGGCGCGAGUGAGGCGGUCAGCAAAACCCUGCUCGGUCUGCACAACACAUUGGAUCCUAACGUCCGGCACGAGAACGAGGCGAAAUACAAGUCGCGAUGA
Molecule: messenger RNA, 5865 nt
Organism: Psilocybe cubensis
Lineage: Eukaryota; Fungi; Basidiomycota; Agaricomycetes; Agaricales; Agrocybaceae
Exons: 16
Coding region: 1-5865 (1954 amino acids)
Biological process (GO): reticulophagy; piecemeal microautophagy of the nucleus; autophagy of mitochondrion
Cellular component (GO): extrinsic component of membrane; phagophore assembly site
Molecular function (GO): phosphatidylinositol-3-phosphate binding
Source: RefSeq, a predicted model, not a curated record